Molecule: messenger RNA, 3283 nt
Organism: Acipenser ruthenus (sterlet)
Lineage: Eukaryota; Metazoa; Chordata; Actinopteri; Acipenseriformes; Acipenseridae
Product: UDP-galactose translocator
Exons: 6
Coding region: 440-1645 (401 amino acids)
Biological process (GO): pyrimidine nucleotide-sugar transmembrane transport
Cellular component (GO): Golgi membrane
Molecular function (GO): UDP-galactose transmembrane transporter activity
Source: RefSeq, a predicted model, not a curated record
UAAACAAAGCAAAGCGAAUAAACAAUUACACUUUUUUUUAAUGGUUCAUCUUUGCUACUAUUUUAGAUAACGUUUUAAGAACUUUUAAACUCUUUAUAACUAUUUAUUUAUUUAUUUAUUUAUUUAUUUAUUUAUGUAUUUAUAUUAUUGUUCUUUUAUUCCUCCACACCGACAGGGGCGACAGUGCGGCCUUGAGCCCCGGCACUUGCUUGACAGCUCCACCCGCGGUGGGGACUCACUGGCUCGGCAAAGAAGGUGGCGGUUGUUUGCUUGAGGAGGGGCGUGUAAGGGGAAACAAACAAACCAAAAAAAAAAUAAUAAUAAUAAUUUAAGGUGAAUGGGAAAACCGCCCAGGCGUAUCUGGGACUGGGGGAGAAGGUUAUUACGGAAACUGGGAGUGUGUUUGUCUCAGAAAUAAGAGAGGCCUGAAUUUGCCAACAUGGCAGGUAGUGAAGCCCCGGGAAACGGGAUCAAAUUAGGAGCUGAAAAAACUGUCGGGACCAGGAGACAAAGCGAAGCCAAUAAGAAGCUGAAGUACAUCAGCCUGGCCGUGCUGGUCGUGCAGAACGCCUCCCUCAUCCUGAGUAUCCGUUACGCACGCACCCUCCCUGGGGAGAGAUUCUUUGCCACCACGGCUGUGGUCGUGGCUGAGAUGCUCAAGGUUGCCACCUGCCUGCUGCUGAUCCUGCUCCAGAAGAGAGGGAAUCUGAAGGAGUUUUUGGUGCUGUUGUACGACUCGAUCUUCGUACAGUACUCGGACACGCUGAAACUGGCCGUGCCGUCUCUCAUCUACACCCUGCAAAACAACCUCCAGUACGUGGCGAUCUCCAAUCUACCCGCAGCCACCUUCCAGGUGACCUACCAGCUGAAGAUCCUGACCACCGCCAUAUUCUCCGUCCUGAUGCUUCGCAAGAGCCUGUCUAGGCUGCAGUGGGUCUCGCUCCUGUUCCUCUUCGCUGGCGUGGCCAUCGUCCAAGUGGAACAAGAAGGGGGGAGGAAGGAGGCCUCUGUCGAAAACGACAGCCAGAACUACGCCAAGGGACUGGCGGCCGUUAUCGUCUCCUGCUUGUCUUCCGGCUUUGCUGGGGUCUACUUCGAGAAGAUCCUCAAAGGCAGCACGGCUUCGGUCUGGAUGCGGAACGUCCAGUUGGGGAUCUUCGGGAGCGGGCUGGGCCUUUUGGGGAUGUGGUGGAACGACGGGGCCGCCAUCGGGGAGAAGGGCUUUUUUUUCGGGUACACGCCCUUGGUUUGGGGGGUCAUCUUCAACCAGGCCUUCGGUGGGUUGCUGGUGGCGGUGGUGGUGAAGUACGCGGACAACAUCCUCAAGGGUUUCGCCACCUCGUUCUCGAUCGUGGUCUCCACGGUCACCUCGGUGUACCUCUUCGGGUUUCACGUGGAUCUCCUUUUCGCUCUCGGGGCUGGGUUGGUGAUCGGAGCGGUUUACAUGUACAGUCUUCCGAAGGCUGCGUCCGGUCUGCCUCCCGGCUUGCUGCCUUCCUCCCCCUCCUCGUCGUUGUCGUCUUCUGCUGGGUCCGUUUCCUCCGGGGGUAGGAACCCAAUGUCGGGAGGGACGGAUUCUGAGACGGACCCUUUUUUAGCCAAGAAAGCAGCACAAACACAGCUGCAAACAUCAUAUGAAAUGUAAUUUGAAUCUAUGGAAGUUCGAAAACCAACCAAGGAAAAGGGAUGCUAGCGAUUGGCUGGGGACCAUGCCAAGUGGGCGGGGCUUGUCUGAAGAGUCUUCUCUGUGCCCAAACGGUGCCUUCACACUACAGUGCUCCUAUGCCAGCCAGUUUAAACUGGGUUAAUUAAAAAAAACCAGCUUGAUCAACACACACUUUGAAAUGAUUUCUCUGCUCCACCAGCAAAGGGUAGAGGGAGUUGUUUUUUUUUUCCCUGAAAGGUAUUAAAUCAAUUCGCAAUUGCUUUUAAGAAGUAUUUAUGGGCAGUUAUUAAAUACCAAUAAACGGUAAUUAUCUUCCUCGUUGAGUGUUUCAAAAGGUGGAAGUUGAAUUUGAUCUAAAUUGUGACGUAAGUUGAGGGUAUUUUGAGAGGCAUUUUACCCAGAUGCCUGGAGAAUCUCUCUAGAUAGCAUGAACCAAACCACACACGGUUAUCUUUGCAUUACCCCUAAAAAUAUGCUUUACAAUGCUUUCCUAUGCUUUACCAGACCUCUCUGUGCUUUACAAUGCUUCUCUAUGCUUUACCAGACCUCUCUGUGCUUUACAAUGCUUCCCUAUGCUUUACCACACCUCUCUGUGCUUUACAAUGCUUCCCUAUGCUUUACCACACCUCUCUGUGCUUUACAAUGCUUCCCUAUGCUUUACCAGACCUAUCUGUGCUUUACAAUGCUUUCCUAUGCUUUACCAGACCUCUCUGUGCUUUACAAUGCUUCCCUAUGCUUUACCACACCUCUCUGUGCUUUACAAUGCUUGCCUAUGCUUUACCACACCUCUCUGUGCUUUACAAUGCUUGCCUAUGCUUUACCACACCUCUCUGUGCUUUACAAUGCUUCCCUAUGCUUUACCAGACCUCUCUGUGCUUUACAAUGCUUCCCUAUGCUUUACCACACCUCUCUGUGCUUUACAAUGCUUCCCUAUGCUUUACCACACCUCUCUGUGCUUUACAAUGCUUGCCUAUGCUUUACCACACCUCUCUGUGCUUUACAAUGCUUCCCUAUGCUUUACCAUACCUCUCUGUGCUUUACAAUGCUUCCCUGUGCUUUACCAGACCUCUCUGUGCUUUACAAAGCUUCCCUAUGCUUUACCACACCUCUCUGUGCUUUACAAUGCUUCCCUAUGCUUUACCAGACCUCUCUGUGCUUUACAAAGCUCCCCUAUGCUUUACCACACCUCUCUGUGCUUUACAAAGCUCCCCUAUGCUUUACCAUGCUUUCACUGUGCUGCAUUACACUCUACUAUGGGAAACUUUUGUAAGAGCAGAUAUUAUGUUUGAUAUGACGUGUUUCUUUCAAACUUGUGUGAGCUACAUAACAAUUGCAGUUACCGAGAAGUAUUCUUUAUUUAAAACCAAGUUAUUUUUAAGGGAACUUGUUUUAUUAUAAUUAAUGUUGCAUAUUAAACCGCAUUGCCUUAUACAAAGCAAUGUCUCCUUGAAGGGCAAUUCUGUUUGCUGAUAAAACUGUGAAUUUUGAAAAGGUUUUCAAACUGGAACGCUGCUAAAAUGUUAAUUAGCAUGCAAUCAUUUCUAACUUGUAUUCAUUCCUAACUUGUAUGUCCACUUUACAUUUUAACACUUCUCAGAUAAAACUUGUUUCAAUAUU